Messenger RNA from Folsomia candida, 1583 nucleotides. RefSeq lists its product as uncharacterized. The record is from RefSeq and is a predicted model, not a curated record. The transcript has 5 exons. NCBI's taxonomy places the organism in Eukaryota, Metazoa, Arthropoda, Collembola, Entomobryomorpha, Isotomidae. Bases 488 to 877 code for a protein of 129 amino acids.
UUGCCCACUUUGUUCCAGUCCUUCGUCAGACUCUGACCCAAACGGAUGUACAGUGAGAGAAAGCAAGACGUGUCAUAGGAUUCUAGUUUACUGGGGAAAGUGCGAAGCAGAAAUGCUCAUCAGCUUUUCAUAUCCUGCACCCCUUCCAGUUGUUUAUCGCGUUAGAAUCGUACAAUUAAGGGAAAUGUCAACAGGGUAGAACUAGAAACCGAUAUCCAAAACUUUGUUCAAUAAGUGACUCGACAACAUUCACGUAUUUAAAUUCAUAGCAGCUAUUAAUGUAUUGCUGUCCACAAAAAUAUUACGUUCAAUCCAAAUAUAUUACUAAAUAAAUUUACUGUGUACAUUAUCUAGUACUAAAAAUCAAAUAAAUAUUUGUUUCAUUUGCCUACUUUCUUAUAAUCUAUGUACUACUACAUAUGUCUGCUAAAAAAGAAAACUAGAUACAACUAUUGACAUUAAAUUUGUGUGCUUGUACGAAAAUAUAAUGACGGACGUUCGUGAUGGAAAUGCGAUUGUCCCAAACAAGACCAGAGUCAUCAUUAUAUACCCAACUGUGAGUCCCGAGGUGGUGAUCGUGCCUAUUGUCUCAAGCAUAUUGGUCUUUCCAAUCGUGGCUUUCAUCAUCAUUUGCUGUCUUCGCAGAAGAGCUGCUCGUGCCCGACAGAAAGCUAGGAUGGCAAAACGUGAGGACCCCUACUUAUCAGAGCGGAGUUGCGCGUCAGUCGUAAGAAAUUCACCACCUAUCAGUUGGGCAAACACACAUGGCCGGAACCAUAGACAAAAUCACAACAAUCCCAUGAUCCAAAUAGAGUCAGAGAUAACCACGACGGUGGAGAUCGUGAUCACGCCGGAUGUGGAUUUGGAGGACAGUUAACAUACGGCUGCAAACGACAGCAAUGUGUAACACAAAGUAACGAAAUUCCUUGAGGAGUAGAAUUUGUCCUACGUGCAAUGUACAUACUGAUACAUCCUCAUCCCCGUUCACGAACGGAAAUUGUGAUUUCACUUAGCAUUUCUUCUCACUAGGAUGUGGCCAAACUUUUGCCACUCACGUUCCAAAUGCCGAACUGUAUUUUCACUUUAGCUUUUCUGUAUGUAGCUUAUGGGGUUCAUUUUGUGAGGGUGGGUUUGAUUUGAUAAUUAGUGUCACCAUUUGUGGAUAAUAUUUUAAUCCUGAUUCCUGAUGAAAAAUUCGCAUACACACAUCCGUGUGAAUAAUGCGAAUCUUGGUAUCUUGAGGAGACUAUUGUUACAUACUGAUUAUGACAAAUACACACAGUACAUAUAUGUAUACAUACUCUUUUGAAUGUCAUAGUUUUAAGUACCUAUCCCUCAAGUUGUAAUUAGUGGUAAAUGCCUAUAAUUCCGAUAUUUACCUAAGUAUAUGUUGGUUGGUUUAAUGAAAAGUUUACUCCCAUAUUUGAUACAUAUGUGCAUAUAUGUAAGCCCAGUUAAUGUAUAUCUAUAUUGAAAACAAAAAGACAAAAUAUACUCAUGUAAUACGUUAUAUAAUAUCAACUUCACAUACAAACAAGAAAUUGUAAUUAAAUAAAAUUGUUACGUAGCUGGGUACAUAUGCA